Messenger RNA from Zerene cesonia (dogface butterfly), 2420 nucleotides. Its product is annotated as ankyrin repeat domain-containing protein 29-like. Lineage: Eukaryota; Metazoa; Arthropoda; Insecta; Lepidoptera; Pieridae. The record is from RefSeq and is a predicted model, not a curated record. The transcript is spliced from 12 exons. Gene Ontology annotation, cellular component: cytoplasm; nucleus. Bases 110 to 1258 code for a protein of 382 amino acids. Gene Ontology annotation, biological process: regulation of barbed-end actin filament capping. Gene Ontology annotation, molecular function: protein binding.
GCCGCGGUCUACACCGUAGCGCGGUCGCUAGUCUGAGCGCUCUAUCGGCUACGAAUAUUGAAAGUUGAUAAAGUUCAACCUUCUCCCUCAGUGUAAGGAAUUCACGCAGAUGGAGGGACGUUCUAGGGUUCAACAAAACGACCUGCUUCUCCACGAAGCGGUCAUCAAGAAUGAACCGGCGGCUGUGCGAGAGGCCUUGCAGAGACCGGCUGACGUCAACUGUAGGAAUAAUUACGGCAGAGCGCCGAUCCACUGGGCAGCUAGCAGAGGCAAUGUCGAGAUUAUCAAAUUGCUCAUUGACGCGAAAUGUGAUAUCGAAGCCGUGGAUAAGUUCGGUAUGCGGCCUUUGUUGAUGGCGGCGUGGCACGGACAUCUGGAUGCUGUGAAGAUGUUGGUCCAGGCAGGCGCUUGCCUCGCUGCUACUAAUAAGAAACAAAACGACCUUCUACAAUGCGCGUGCGCUCGCGGCGCGUUCGACGUGGCCCAGUACGCCAUAUCUAUCGGAGCCCGAGUGCAGACGUCAGACAUGGCGGGGGACGCGCCCCUCGCACAGGCCUCCCGGGCUGGCUUCACCAACGUAGUGGAACUGUUGUUGGAUAAGGGUUCUUACAUCGACGCGAUUAAUAAGGUUGGUCGGACUGCGCUCCACGUGGCGUGCGAAGGCGGGCACAGCGGUACGGCUGCGCUCCUGAUAAACAAGGGCGCAUCUCGCGAGGCGAGAGACAACUCGGGUCGGACGCCGCUGCAUAUUGCUGCGGUGCAUCGACACACGGAACUAGUGAGAACACUAUUGGAAACUCAGUGCAAUGUGGAUGCUGUGGAUAACAAUGGUGUGACUGCCUUACAAAUGGCCUGCGCUCAGGGUUGCCGGGGCAUUGUCGAGCACUUACUCACAUUUGGAGCCGAUGUACAUUUACAAAACAAUGUGGGAUCCUCGGCCUUGCAUGCGGCAUGCGCAGCUGACGCGACAGACAUUGUAGAGUUGUUGCUAGCCCGUGGGGCCGACCCUGCCCUCACAGACCAAUGGUCACAGUCUCCGCUGAGUGUGGCAGGGGGGGCGGCAGAUUCCCCUCCGGAGGGCUUCCGACGAGCGGCCAGGGGAUCCUUCUCAGCUAUAUUAGACCUUCUGACAGCCACUGCUAACCUUGAUCAUCAUCAGGACAAUUCGGAUGGAUCAACCAGUCCUCGUGUGGAAGAAAAGUCCGGUGGACGCUCGCCUGGGCCUAAUGAGGUAAUGGAGAGCGAUAAUGAAAGGUGAUGGUCGGCUACGACACUGCUGGAUCGGCUUGCGCAGCGUGGCUUUGCGGCCGACACGCGCUUGGCUCUGCCACCCACAGGCUGUGCACGGUACAGGGAGCUAUGCUACCGCGCUGCGCAGGCGCACCUACCGUACGAGGACCCGCGGCCCUGCGACUGUACCAACUGCGCCGCAAGAAGACUUUCAGACCUGACAUAGAUAUCGAACUACAUAAAUAAUCCCAGUCAAUUUUACAAGCAAUUUAAAUCUUUUAAUAUUUGAAUAUAUCACAAGUCCACACAUACUAUUGCCAUUAUAGACUAAGCAGUUACGCUAUAACUCGGCUUCUAUUGUUGUAUUUUAUGAACAUUUGAUAAUUAUAAAUCUCACACAUCAUGCAUGUUCUACUUUCACACAGGUUCCUCUUAUAAGCACAUUUCUGCAUUGGAAACAAAUUGGCUGAUCAUAAUGAUAUUAGCUAAAAACUGCUUAUCUUAUUUAUUCGGCUCGUUUCUGCAGAUUGAAUAAAGAAUACACAAACUAUUGUAGUUUUAUCAAGUUAAUUUUACGUGUUCUAGCAUUUUCACAUUCAGACAGUAUCUUCAAGUAUAUAUUCCCGUUUAAAAUCACUUUUAAUUAAAUGUCUAUCAUAUCAGCACACCUCGUUGCUUUCCAUCCUAGUGCCUUAUCCUAUCAAGCCAAUUCAUGUAUUUGGAAAUUAUAAAGUUUAAACCUAGUAACGUGCGAGACCAUUAUGCUUUAAAUGUUCUCUUGGCAAACUUAAAUUCUGUCCAAUUAUAUCGAUUCGUGUAAGUAAAUUAGGCCUUAAUUAAGAAAUAACUUGCGUACAUUUAAGUUUACACAAUUUAUUAAGAGAUUCUACAUAUAAAUUUCCGUAAAAACUAAAUACGAAACAUAGGAAUGUUAGUCUAAGCCGUGUUACUUAGCCAUAAUUUAUAAAUUUUAAAGUAAGGUGUCAACUACGAUAAUUAUACAUUAAUAGAAGUGUAAAUCUAACAAUGACUCAUGUGCUAUCCGAAUGAACCGCUUAAUUUUAAGGCCUAAUAUUAAUCAUUAAUUAAAGUAUUUCUAGAUUAUUCUCUAGACUUAGAUAUUUUAAUCAUAUUGUGUCUCUUGAUUUGAUGUUUUAAAAUAUGUACAAUUAUUACAGCUAUUUAUAAUA